CUUCAUUAUAAUGGAACUGCGGAAGGAAAGAAUUGACUUGUGAUGCUGUGGUAGUCAAUGAGUAAAACCACAGCACGCAUGAUAGCUGUGAGUCCCGAACGAGAUGCACGUGUGGCAGAACAAGCAGCGUCGCACAGGAGCUGCGUCACGGGCUGUGGUGGCUGGCGGAGAGCGGAGGGGAUGACACGUUGUGAUAGCCUUAAACAAGACUGAACUGACAACACAUGCUGCGGCAGAAUCACUGUGGUGUUGAAAGGCUGUGGCAAAACUAGGAAAAGCUGCAGGAGAUACGAACAGCAUGGAUGGGUGAAGCAAAAAGCUGUGAUAUACUGAUUGCAUACAGGCUGUUUGUGCAGGGAAUGCUGUGUGACUGUUGCAACACUGUUCUUAAUGGGCCUUGGUAAUAUGGAAGGGCCUGGGGCUUCAUCGUUUGACAGAGUUGUGGCUGGGCUAUGGCAGGGCUGUGGCAGGGGCUGUGUGACUCCGGCGGUGCACUGGGUCAUCAACACCCGCCAGCUCCGUGCCUUUGCCAGGGAGGUCGCACCAUUGAUUCUCGCUCAGUGCUGUUCUAACCUGCCCUGAGUGAGGACGUGCGCCGCUCCGCUCCUUUACUCGCUCGCUCCUGGAAAUCGAAAGAAAAUGCGCGGCUAAGGUGGCCUCCUGUGGUGCCUAGACGUCGUGUGUUCGGAUUCAGAUACCUGAAGUGACUAUUCCUGAGUGUUGGUCGGGAGCGAUGAGUCGGUGGUGCAGAACAGUGUGCCGGGCGGGCAGUGUGUCGCGCGCCCUGCCUCUGCUGGACCGCCUGCACUAGUGGUCCCCCGCACUGCUGCCACACACGCAUGCUUAACACUGCCGGAACUAUAGUGAGGAAAUCCAGCUCGACCAUGUGGCGGUUAUAGGGUCAAAGGUCACUGAGAAAACCGCGUGAGCGAUGACCUUCAGCGGAGUACGUCGCCAGGCGGGCCGGACCGUGUGAGGUUCCCAUGAGGUUGUGUGGCGUCGGCUGGGCGUCUCGAGCGAGCUAGGUGGGCGUGGCCUCAUGCUGCCUCACUUCCCCGCCCUCCUGCUCCUCCUCGUUUCCUCCGGAGGGUCGGACUUUUCUCCAUCCCCUCCUCCCCCUGGAAGGCCCCCUCAACGAGCCGUCCGUCCCCGAAGCAGCCCCCCGCCGGGCGUCCGGAGCCUGGCCGCGGCCCUGACACUCACACCCCCGCGCCACCGGAAAUUAAAGUCAGACACCAAGUUCUUUUAGAUGUGGCCGGCCACCUCCUACGUCCCUCCGGCGGCCACCAUGAAGCCUCGCCCGCCAGUCGCCCUGGGGUGCCGCGUGGGACCCACGGGGGCCUGGCGGGACAGGGGUUAUUCACCCUUCAUCUCGACAGGAUGGUUUCCAGGUCUGCCUCGGCGCUCCCAUCAGCCGAGCUAAGCACACCUUCCAUUCCCGCGCCCCCACGCCCCUGGGGAGGCUCCAGCCCCAGCGGAGGAGUCAACACUUGGGUAAUUAGUGCGGUGUCAGGGGAGCAGCAGCCUGGCCAAGAUAAUCACCACCUCGCUCACCAGACACCUUCGCCAAGCACCGCGGGAGGUUGCCUGCACCGCGACGCCCACACCAACGCUAACCAGCUAAUCUCCCACACGUCGAGGAGCGCCAGACUGCCCCGCCCCCUCGCUGAGCCGGGCCUCCAGGAUUUCCCCGCCCCUCAUGUGAACCUGCGUCACAAUAACGUUCCCUCCUCGUCUUCUAGGGACACCAGUCAUCUGUCAAGCCUUACCAGACCCUCGGGAGAACACUUCUUAAAUGAAACAAGGGUAAGCAGCCGCUCUGGCAGCAGUAGCGAAGCGAAACUGGGUCACACUACCACCGCGGCAUCGACUCGUCCACAGAAGGUCAGCCAAGAUGAUGACUCUCUGGCCGCAGACUCUGACACCUCCAGAGGGACAGCUGGCGUCCACACACGAGACACCCGCACGGGGGAUGAUCACACAGUGCCAGGCCAUAUAUCAAAGGCGAGUGUAAAAAGCUCACACGCAGCUCACUCGAAGCACGAAAUGUGGAAAGGAGGAGGAGGAGGAGGAGAUGGAGAAGAGAGAGGAAAAGACAUCGACUUCCCCGCGGCCUCACCCAUCAUCCGCCACACAAAGCCUCCCCUCUCCACUGUAUUACCGGAACACAACAGACACGCACUGAGCCUCCUGGUGAGUGAUGAGCCUGAUAGCACGUUAAUGACAAAAAACAAGUCUUUAAACAACAUUUCCCGCAGUGGAGGAAAUUCCGAAGUGUACGAAGCGGACGCGUUACUUAGCAAGACGUGGAAGAGAGGAAGCGAGGGGCCGGCACAAGAAGCACCACCAACAGCAUUAGCAGGAGCUCUUGCAGCGGAGAACGGACAGAAAAAGGCCAAGAACUCAUUAUUUAGGGUCGGCAGGGCAGACAGAGAAGCCGGCAGGGAGGGAGGCAGCCCCGGGGUCCUUCUCCAACAGCGUGAGAAACGAGAGGCAGAAGGGACGCGGAAAAAUGAGUUUGUGGUAGCUGACGCUGGAGCCAAUGAAGGUCAGUUGGACAUGGCGGCGGGCCAAGGCCAGGGCGGAGGGGCGGCGUUCGGGGAGAUAAGGAAGACAGCAGCGGCGGAAUGCAGGGAGACUGAUGGGAAUUGCGCUGCUGAGAACCGUAGACAGAAAACGCAGAAAUGGAGCCGUAUUAGGGGCCUCCCUGCGUCACCUCCCACUUGGGAUUCCCAAGGCGUGUCACCGCGGGCUGGGGGAGAGGACGGGGAUGACAGUGCAGUGGUGGGUGGGAAGGGAAGGGUGAAGCGGUGGUCGUCAGUGUUACAUUCCUACAACAAUCUCCCGCCAGGGAUGUACUCCAGAGUGUUCCCCGGCAGCUUCCCUCGCCUGUACAGCAGCUACCACCCCGCCGCAGACCCCAACAUGCUUCCCCGCGCCGAGGCACUGCAGGGUGGUGAAGAGGGAGGCGCCGGGGACACGCUGCUCCCUCGAGGCUCGCAGGUGGAUGGCAGGUACGAGAGGAAGUCAUCCCGGGCCUCAGGUGUGCACGCAGGGAGAUCGUCCUCGCGCGCCAAGGGAUCCAACAAACACGUGAAAGGAGAGCGAGGCUUCACCAAGGCUCCCCAGCAACGCCACGCCCGCAGCAGGAACAGAGCCAAGCGGAAAGGUGAGUGUUAACUGUGUCACCUGUAUAUUUUGAUUACAGUAAGACGUCAUUCCAUCUUACAUCUUCCGGCCUCAGACACUUCAGCCUCCCACCAAGUCGACUAAGGAUGGAAAACACGCUGGAGUGACCUGAACACCACAAAAUACUAUCCACGUGACCACACAAACGAUCACCACUCACUGCACAACACUCCAUUUUACUCACUGUUCAUCGCUUGCACCAUGUGGUGUGGGAUACUUUCACCACCUGAUGCACAACAGUGGGGAAGGUGGUGGGGAGACAGACUAAAACACAAGUACUCUAUAUUUCGAUUACAGUUCUUAACUCUUUGACUGUUGUAGCUUUUCCUUAAGUUUAAUAAAGUUAUCCAUCAAAA
Scylla paramamosain (green mud crab) is the source of this 3545-nucleotide messenger RNA. RefSeq lists its product as uncharacterized. The record is from RefSeq and is a predicted model, not a curated record. The transcript is spliced from 2 exons. Bases 1381 to 3180 code for a protein of 599 amino acids. NCBI's taxonomy places the organism in Eukaryota, Metazoa, Arthropoda, Malacostraca, Decapoda, Portunidae.